AUGGUUGAGGUCGACGAAUUGAGCGGAAAUUCAAUCUCAGUAGCUGUCCGUUUCCUCCACGAAAAGAGAAAUGUCACUCUUCUCACCCUAUACGGCCUUGCUUGGGAGAAUCAGGCCGUUGCAGGUACAGUCUCUGAAAUUCUAUACUCGGUAGGCAUUGGCGUUGACAAUCACGACCAGCUUGCCCCGGCAUCGCGGGCCCUUCUCAGUUCUUCUAGUCGGCUAGGCAAUGCCAACGAUUCUCAAACAACUGUGCCCGAACAAGAAGGUCUCGAGGAGCCCGUGGCAUCCCCCCAAAAAUCCGAGUCGGCUUCAUCAGUGCCAAAGGGCAUAAAAGGAGAGACCUCAACACAACCCCCAUCAGAAGCAGAGGCACCUAUCAAAGAAUGGGGGUCACGUUUAGAUGAUAUCAACACCAAUGCUCGAUUGCCCAGAAGUGUUCAGGCGCUGUACCUACGACCGCUCCGAAGAAAGGCUCAAUAUGGCCUACCCGUUUGCGACCUUCAGUUAAGAUCCUACAGUGUGCGGAACCUCGAGUUCUUUGCGGAUUUCGCCAUCCGUGCUGCCUAUUACUUAAAUCUCCCGGUAUCUGGGCCGGUGCCGCUGCCUAAGAUUGUCGAACGAUGGACGUUUCCCCGUGGCAAUUUUGUGCACAAAAAAAGCCAGGAGAACUUUGAGCGUAUAACCCUCCGUCGAUUAAUUCAGAUCAAAGAUGGCAGCCCCCAGGCUGUGCAGGCAUGGCUUGCUUUUGUUCGGAAGCAUGCGUUUUAUGGUGUUGGAAUGAAAGCAAACAUCUGGGAGCAUGAAAGUAUUGAAAUCGCCAAAAAUAUGGACCAGGCUCUUCCCGAAAUCGAAAAGAAUCUCGAGUCUCAUCUAUCACAAUUUGGUCGUCGUGAAGAUGCAACAUCCACGCCAGACAUGUUACCUACCUUUCUGGGAAACGAGCGACUGUCUUUGAGGAAGGGGCCCCUGACUAAUGUUCGUGGCGAAUGA
Messenger RNA from Aspergillus mulundensis, 993 nucleotides. RefSeq names its product mitochondrial 37S ribosomal protein uS10m. Gene Ontology annotation, biological process: translation. Bases 1 to 993 code for a protein of 330 amino acids. The record is from RefSeq and is a predicted model, not a curated record. NCBI's taxonomy places the organism in Eukaryota, Fungi, Ascomycota, Eurotiomycetes, Eurotiales, Aspergillaceae. Gene Ontology annotation, molecular function: structural constituent of ribosome. Gene Ontology annotation, cellular component: small ribosomal subunit; ribosome; mitochondrion. The transcript is spliced from 4 exons.